UUUUCAUUGGUUGAAAAUUUUUGCGGUUUUCAAAUUUUGGACGUGCAUCUUGUGAAAACAGAAACUUUUGAAGCAUGAACCCCAGAUGAAAGUGAUUUUGAAAAAGAUCUGUUGCAACAAAACAUGGAGAAAGAGGAGUCAACGAAUUCGUCUAAAGAUUUGAAGAUGGAGGUGAUCAAAUGUAUAAAAGGAGUGGAAAUUCCUCUAGUUGUCAAUCCCAGAAACUUCUUUAAUUCAUCAUCAAGUUUUCAACUACAAAUUCAAAUCUUAUUACAAACAAUCAACUUUCACAAUGGGUUUAGCAGAUCAUCAUCUUGUGAAGAAAUUCUACAAUGCUGAGGAAAAGUCUGAAGGUUCUACCUUCAUGGCUGUCUUUGUCGGUUUAUUUGCUGCCUUUGGUGGUAUCUUAUUUGGUUACGAUACUGGUACAAUUUCCGGUGUCUUAGCUAUGCCUUAUGUUUUAAAACAUUUCCCAAAAGAUCAACCUGGUGUUAAUGGUGGUGAAGGUGUUUUCUCAUCAUCUGAACAUUCUUUAAUUGUCUCCAUUUUAUCUGCUGGUACUUUCUUCGGUGCUUUAUUAGCUCCUUACAUGAAUGAUACCAUUGGUCGUCGUUGGACUUUAAUUAUUUCUUGUGCUGUUAUUUUCAACAUUGGUGUUAUUUUACAAGUUGCUGCUCAUGAUAUCAACUUAUUAGUUGCUGGUCGUGUUAUUGGUGGUUUUGGUGUCGGUUUAGUCUCAUCAACUGUCCCAUUAUAUCAAUCUGAAACUACUCCAAAAUGGAUUCGUGGUGCUGUUGUCUCAUGUUAUCAAUUUGCCAUCACUAUUGGUUUAUUAUUAGCUUCUUGUGUCAACAAAGGUACCCACAACAGAGAUGAUUCUGGUUCAUACAGAAUUCCAUUAGCUAUCCAAUUCUUAUGGGCUUUGAUCUUAUCCAUUGGUAUGAUCUUUUUACCAGAAACUCCAAGAUUCUUUGUUCACAAGGGUAAAUCUGAUGAAGCUAUGAAAUCAUUGGCAAGAUUAAGAAAAUUACCAGCUGACCAUCCUCAAUUAGUUGAUGAAUUAGGUGAAAUUGUUGCUAACUAUGAAUUUGAAAUGAGUCAAGGUAGUUCAAGCUGGGCUGAUUGUUUCUCACUCAAAAACUCUCAAUUGAAAAGAAUUUUCACUGGUUUUGCUAUUCAAGCUUUCCAACAAUUAACUGGUAUUAACUUUAUUUUCUACUUCGGUACAACUUUCUUCAAAAACUCUGGUAUCAAAAAUGAAUUCACUAUUCAAUUAGUUACAAACAUUGUUAACGUUGUUGCUACUAUUCCAGGUAUUUUCUUGGUUGAUAUUUUAGGUCGUCGUUCUAUGUUGAUUGGUGGUGCUAUUGGUAUGUGUACCUCUGAAUUAUUGAUUGCCAUCAUCGGUGUUGCUACCAAAUCAGAUGCUGCUAACAAAUGUUUAAUUGCAUUCACCUGUAUCUUCAUUGCCUUUUUUGCUGCUACUUGGGGUUGUGAUGCUUGGGUUGUUAUUGGUGAAAUCUUCCCAUUGAGAACAAGAGCUAAAUCUAUUGCUAUCUCAACUGCUAGUAACUGGUUAUGGAAUUUUGCCAUUGCUUAUGCAACCCCAUACUUGGUUGAUGAUGCUCCAGGUUCUGCCAGAUUACAAUCAAAAGUUUUCUUCAUUUGGGGUGGUUGUAACUUCUUAUGUAUCUUGUUUGCAUUCUUAUUUGUCUAUGAAACUAAAGGUUUGUCAUUGGAAGCUGUUGAUGAAUUAUAUGAAUCUGUUCCAAAUGCUUGGAAAUCUGCUGGUUUCAUCCCAACUGAACACAACUACUCAAGAAAAGUUGCUGGUGAUGAAGUCUUUGAUGAAAGAAAAGCCACUAUUACCAACGUUGAAGAUGCUAAGGGAGGUAUUCUUGAACAAAGAUCAACUGCUUCUGAAUCAGUUUAAUCAUCGUUUCCACCUAUUUAUUCAAUUCUCCGGACCGUUAUUGUUCAUUUAUUAAUUUUAUCUCAUGUGUUUACGAAUUUUUU
This is a messenger RNA of Hansenula anomala, 2016 nucleotides long. RefSeq names its product sugar porter family MFS transporter. The coding region runs from base 293 to 1933 and encodes 546 amino acids. The record is from RefSeq and is a predicted model, not a curated record. Gene Ontology annotation, molecular function: carbohydrate:proton symporter activity. The transcript has a single exon. Gene Ontology annotation, biological process: transmembrane transport; carbohydrate transport. Lineage: Eukaryota; Fungi; Ascomycota; Saccharomycetes; Phaffomycetales; Wickerhamomycetaceae. Gene Ontology annotation, cellular component: membrane.